Messenger RNA from Calidris pugnax (ruff), 3988 nucleotides. RefSeq names its product microtubule associated monooxygenase, calponin and LIM domain containing 2 (gene MICAL2). Bases 116 to 3748 code for a protein of 1210 amino acids. NCBI's taxonomy places the organism in Eukaryota, Metazoa, Chordata, Aves, Charadriiformes, Scolopacidae. Gene Ontology annotation, molecular function: protein binding; FAD binding. The transcript is spliced from 29 exons. The record is from RefSeq and is a predicted model, not a curated record.
ACCUCUGUUUGUCUUUUCUAGGAAUAUCAUGCUUGGAAGUACUUGGUAGUAUCGAUCACCUGGACCCCAGCACAAGAGCUCCAGCUUAAUCCUUUCCAAACACUUCUAAUAGAACAUGGGGGAAAACGAUGAUGAAAAAUACAGUCAAGCUGGCCAGAUAUUUGAAAACUUUGUACAAGCGUCAACAUGCAAAGGCACCAUUCAGGCCUUUAAUAUUCUCACUCGUCAACUUGAAUUAGAUCCUUUGGACAAUAGAAACUUUUACACCAAACUCAAGUCAAGAGUGACCACGUGGAAGGCCAAAGCUUUGUGGAACAAGCUUGAUAAAAGAGCAAGUCACAAAGAGUAUAAACGUGGAAAAUCUUGUAUGAACACUAAGUGUUUAAUUAUCGGAGGUGGCCCAUGUGGCUUGCGGACUGCCAUAGAACUUGCCUUCCUGGGAGCCAAAGUCGUCAUCGUAGAGAAGCGGGACACUUUUUCAAGAAACAAUGUGUUGCAUCUCUGGCCAUUUACAAUCCAUGACCUCCGGGGACUUGGAGCAAAGAAAUUUUAUGGAAAAUUCUGUGCAGGAUCAAUUGAUCACAUCAGUAUUCGACAACUUCAACUUAUCCUCUUCAAAGUUGCACUUAUACUGGGAGUUGAAAUCCACGUGAAUCUAGAAUUUGUGAAAGUCCUGGAACCUCCUGAAGAUCAAGAAAAUCAAAAGAUAGGUUGGAGGGCUGAAUUUCUCCCUGUGGAUCACCCGUUGUCAGAGUAUGAAUUUGAUGUUAUUAUUGGUGCAGAUGGCCGCAGGAACACAUUGGAAGGUUUCAGGAGGAAGGAGUUUCGUGGAAAGCUGGCUAUAGCUAUAACUGCCAACUUUAUAAACAGAAAUACAACUGCAGAAGCCAAGGUAGAAGAAAUUAGUGGUGUUGCUUUCAUCUUCAAUCAGAAGUUCUUCCAGGACCUUAAAGAGGAAACAGGAAUUGACCUGGAGAAUAUUGUUUACUAUAAAGAUAGCACUCAUUAUUUUGUGAUGACAGCAAAAAAGCAGAGUCUUCUGGACAAAGGAGUGAUUAUUAAUGACUAUAUUGACACCGAGAUGCUCCUCUGUGGGGAAAAUGUGAACCAAAGCAAUUUGCUGUCCUACGCCAGAGAAGCUGCUGACUUUGCAACCAAUUACCAGCUGCCUUCCUUGGAUUUUGCAAUUAAUCACUAUGGGCAACCAGAUGUAGCAAUGUUUGAUUUUACUUCCAUGUAUGCAUCAGAAAAUGCUGCACUAGUGAGAGAGAGGCACAGACAUCAGCUCCUGGUGGCUCUGGUUGGAGACAGUUUGCUUGAGCCCUUCUGGCCAAUGGGUACUGGCUGUGCAAGAGGUUUCUUAGCUGCUUUUGAUACUGCAUGGAUGGUGCGGAGCUGGGCUCAAGGAAAACCCCCAUUAGAAAUCCUUGCUGAACGAGAAAGCAUUUAUCGACUCUUGCCUCAGACUACCCCUGAAAAUAUUAACAAGAACUUUGACCAGUAUACCAUUGACCCAGGAACAAGAUACCCAAACCUGAACUCCAGCUGUGUUCGACCUCACCAGGUGAGACAAUUAUAUGUUACCAAUGAAUUACAACAAUGCUCUCUUGAAAGAGUAAGCUCCAUUAGAAGAUCAGUGAAUCUCUCAAGACACGAGUCAGAUAUUCGACCCAACAAGCUUUUGACCUGGUGUCAGAAACAGACAGAAGGGUACCGUAAUGUUCAUGUCACAGACCUGACUACCUCCUGGAAAAGUGGCCUUGCGUUGUGUGCAAUUAUUCAUCGCUUCAGACCCGACCUCAUUGACUUUGAUGCUCUUAAUGAAGAGGACGUUGUCAAAAACAACCAGCUGGCAUUUGAUGUGGCUGAGCAGGAGUUUGGGAUCCCCCCAGUGACCACAGGGAAGGAGGUGGGGUCGGCCGGGGAGCCCGACAAGCUCAGCAUGGUCAUGUACCUCUCCAAGUUCUACGAACUGUUCAGGGGCACACCUCUGCAGGCAGUAGAUGCUGGCGACAAGCAAAAUGGAGAAAAUAAUGAUCUUUGUUCAGCAAAGUCAUCGAACUUCAUCUUUAAUAAUUAUAUCAAUUUAACUUUACCAAGAAAACGAGUACCAAAGGUUGAAGGGAAAACAGAAGAAAAUGAGACUAACAAAAGACGUCGAAAAGGUCUUUUUGGUGUCUUUGAGGAGGCUUCAGGCCUUUCAAGCCAAGGGACAAAUGCUGGGAAAGAACAGGGUGAUGGCAGAGAAGGAACAAACCAGAACAAAGUUAAAUCAAUGGCAACUCAACUGUUGGCAAAGUUUGAAGAGAAUGCUCCAAAUACAAUUUUUCGGAGGCAGUUCAAACUUGUCUUGGCUUUUCCAUUUCAGGUUGAAGGGAAAACAGAAGAAAAUGAGACUAACAAAAGACGUCGAAAAGGUCUUUUUGGUGUCUUUGAGGAGGCUUCAGGCCUUUCAAGCCAAGGGACAAAUGCUGGGAAAGAACAGGGUGAUGGCAGAGAAGGAACGAACCAGAACAAAGUUAAAUCAAUGGCAACUCAACUGUUGGCAAAGUUUGAAGAGAAUGCUCCAAAUACAAUUUUUCGGAGGCAGGAGCUUAUAGAUAGACCAGCUCUGCUGUCUUCUGACCCUCCUGUUAAUCCUCGCUUUGCUAAACCUAAGGAUCCAAGUCUUCUUCCACCUCAACCAAAAAGGCAGUUUCAGGUGGUAGCUAGGAGUGAACACGAGGUCAGGGAACCCAAACAGUCUUUAAAUGGUUCUGAUCAUGUGGCCAGGAGAGCAAAGACUGUACAAAAAACAGAUCCCCAGCCCAGUCUGUCAGAAACCUCUGAAAAUCUCGCAUCUGCCUGUUCUGCUGCAUUUGUCCUUUCUGGAGUGCUUGAGCGUCUUCAGCACCUGGAGGAAAAAAUGAAACAGAAAAGAGCUCAGACCAUAGCAAAUAGGGAAUUCCAUAAAAAGAACAUUAAAGAGAAAGCAGCACACCUUGCCUCAAUGUUUGGAUACGUGGAUUUUCCAAAGAAUAAACUACCUACUAAAGGCUUUUCCCAUUCUCAGCCCCCAACUCCCUCUUGCCCUCAUGAUUCAGCUGCUGCCUCUUCUCCAUCAUCAGUUGGUUCAGCUUCCCCUGCUGUUCCUUCUAGACAGAUGACUGUAGGGAAGGUCUCACGUGCAAUUGGAGCUGUGGCUGAAGUUCUUGUCAAUCUGUAUGUGAAUGAUCACAGACCCAAGCCACAGCUUCCCCCCCUUGAACUGCAGCGGUCUCUGGAGAGUGCUACAGGUUCUUGCCCCGUUCCUCAUUCUCCAUCUCCUGCCUCCACUGCUCAGAGCUGUCAGGGAUCUCUGCGAAAAGAAUUUCCUCAGUCUAUUGGCGGGAGUGACAUUUGUUAUUUCUGCAAAAAACGGGUAUAUGUCAUGGAGCGGCUGAGUGCAGAAGGCCACUUCUUUCAUAGGGAGUGCUUCAAGUGUGAAAUAUGUUCUACAACACUCCGUUUAGGAAUUUAUGCCUUUGAUGUUGAAGAAGGUAAAUUUUACUGUAAACCUCAUUUUACUCACUGCAAAAUCAGUAGCAAACACAGAAAGAGGAGAGCAACGUUACAGAUCCAGGGAAAGGAGGCAACAGAAGCAUGGAAGAAAGAGGAACCCAAACACCCAGAGACCACCACAGAAAGCACUUUGUCUACUGCUAGCAGUCCAGAGGACAGGUCCCCAGUCCAAUUCAUCAUUCCGGUGCUGCACCCGCUCACUGGCUGAAGCCUUUCUGCUCUCAGAGUUUUCCUAGGUCUUCCUGGCCGGUGAGGAUUCUGUCCUUCUCUUCCUAAAUCUUCUGUCUUCAUUUUACUUUAUGAUCUUAACUGAGUAUUUUUAUGAAAUAGUUUUCAAUGCUGUAUUUAAAUUUUCACAUGGAAAUUCUGUAUUUUGCACACAGUGAAAAUUGUUUUAGCUUUAUUUAUGAUAUCUGCUGUAAACAAAAAUAAAUGUAGUUCUUUAUAA